ACCCAAUUAAUUUUGAUAAUAUGAAGUUGUGAGCUUCUUGCACUUCGUAAGGAUCUUCUGAUGAUAAAGAAUUAGCUAGCAAAUCAUGCAAAGCUGCUAACAACUCUACAUUAACUAUCCUUUUCCUUCUUCCUUUUCUGUGUCAUUUUUUUCUCUCUCUAGAUCACUACUCUCUAAAUUCUCCUCUAUAUAUACCCAGAACCCAUGGUACUCAACUUUCAUAACUAAACGGCCAGGAGAAUUGAGAUAGUCUCCUCUCACUUCUUCAGGUUUGCUUGAGUGGUAAACAGAGCAAAACAAUGUCUGUGUCUAUGCUCUCUGUCAUGUUUCUUUCACUUUUUGCCUUUGCUCCAAUAUGCUUCUCCCACAAGACCAAUGGUGGUUAUCUGUAUCCACAGUUCUAUGACUACUCGUGCCCGAAAGCCGAAGAGAUUGUGAAGUCAAUUGUUGCACAAGCUGUUGCAAAAGAGACUAGAAUGGCUGCUUCAUUGCUUAGGCUCCAUUUCCAUGACUGUUUUGUUAAGGGCUGUGAUGGAUCAAUUUUGUUAGACAGUAGUGCUACCAUUACCAGUGAGAAGUUAUCUAACCCAAACAGGAACUCAGUUAGAGGAUUUGAAGUCAUUGAUCAGAUAAAAUCAGCACUAGAGAAAGAAUGCCCUGGAACUGUGUCCUGUGCUGAUAUAUUGGCUAUUGCUGCUAGAGAUUCUACUGUCCUGACUGGUGGUCCUAGUUGGGAAAUACAACUUGGAAGAAGAGACUCUAGAACUGCAAGCUUCAGUGGUUCUAAUACUGGCAUUCCUGCACCAAACAACACAUUCCAGACUAUCCUUACUAAAUUCAAGCUUCAGGGUCUCAACAUUGUUGAUCUUGUCGCUCUCUCCGGGAGCCACACUAUAGGAAAAUCAAGAUGUACCAGCUUCAGGCAGAGGCUCUAUAAUCAGUCAGGCAAUGGGCAGCCAGACUACUCACUUGACCCAUUAUAUGCUGCAGUAUUGAGAACCAGUUGCCCAAGAUCUGGUGGUGAUCAAAACCUGUUCUUCUUGGACUUUGUUAGCCCAACAAAGUUUGAUAAUUUCUACUUCAUAAACCUCUUGUUUUACAAGGGUCUGCUAAAUUCUGAUGAAGUGCUCUUUACAAAGAGUAAAGAAGCAAUGGAGUUGGUGAAGGAAUAUGCUCACAACAAUUGGCUUUUCUUCGAGCAAUUCGCAAAAUCCAUGGUUAAGAUGGGAAAUAUCUCUCCAUUGACAGGAUCAAGAGGGGAGAUUAGAAAGAACUGCAGGAGAGUCAACAGUUAUUAAGCAAUAGAUGGAACCAUUAUGUGUUACUGUUAUUCAAAAGGCCUUCAUUGAAAUAUCAUGAACAGUUCCUGUAGGUUGAGCACAUUUUCCGCGUAAAUAUAGAAUAACGGGAACAUUUAAAUAAGUUUGAUUCUUUAUCGGAUUGUAAAAAUUCUGUAUUACUGUAAUUCUGGCUAUUAGUUGGGUGUGGUUGUAAUUUAUAGCUUUAGGGGAUAUUGUCUCCUCCUAAUAAUGUGAUAAAAUUUGAGUUCUUGUUCAAA
This is a messenger RNA of Macadamia integrifolia, 1558 nucleotides long. Its product is annotated as peroxidase 72-like. Gene Ontology annotation, biological process: response to oxidative stress; hydrogen peroxide catabolic process. The transcript has 4 exons. The record is from RefSeq and is a predicted model, not a curated record. Lineage: Eukaryota; Viridiplantae; Streptophyta; Magnoliopsida; Proteales; Proteaceae. The coding region runs from base 300 to 1298 and encodes 332 amino acids. Gene Ontology annotation, molecular function: heme binding; peroxidase activity.